This is a messenger RNA of Drosophila willistoni, 708 nucleotides long. RefSeq lists its product as uncharacterized. Bases 1 to 708 code for a protein of 235 amino acids. Lineage: Eukaryota; Metazoa; Arthropoda; Insecta; Diptera; Drosophilidae. The record is from RefSeq and is a predicted model, not a curated record. The transcript is spliced from 2 exons.
AUGGCCGUCAAAACGAAUGGAAUUGAACUCUUUCAGUCUUUAUCGAUGCUGUUCGAUCAACAGUUUUCUGGUUAUCUUUUUGCCAUUUCACUGGCCAUUUGUGCCAUCAGUUUGGUCGAUUGCCGAAGCUUGAACCGUCGCGAUGUUUCCCACCUGCCUUUGGAGUACCUGCCCCCAGUGGUUUUGCCGCCCUUGCCCAGUCGUGACUAUUUGCCACCUGUCGAACAACACGCAUCCUCGUUGUCACAUGUCUUGCAGCCACCUCGUGAUUAUUUGCCACCCGUCAAUAAUGAAUAUUUGCCACCAGUUGAGGAAAAUGAAGAAUUAGAACUUCCAACCACAACCACCGAAGCGGAAAUCGAGGAAACCACCGAAGAAGUGAUUCCUACUACCACAGUGGCUGCAGUUACAGAACCGCAAACCGAAGCCCAACCAGAGGCAGAACCAGAAGUUGAAGUGAAAACCCAUGAAGAUGUCGUCGAGGAUGAGCAACCCAAAGAGGAAGUAGAAUCGGCUGUCCUACAGGCUGAUGGCUAUCAUUAUCGUACACCCGAGGUGGUGCCCGAUCUUUUGCCCACCAAGGAAUAUCUGCCACCCUUAGAUCACAAUAAUGUCGUGGCCGAAGAAGUGCCCAAUAGCAAGGAGGCUUCGGCUGCUCUGCAAGAUGAUGGCUAUCAUUAUCGGUCCAUCAAGAGAUUGCGUUUCUAG